Dentiscutata erythropus is the source of this 262-nucleotide messenger RNA. Lineage: Eukaryota; Fungi; Glomeromycota; Glomeromycetes; Diversisporales; Gigasporaceae. The record is from the annotation of a GenBank genome assembly.
AUGAGUAGGACGCAGCAGAAUAUGAGAAAAAAGAAAUCACCAUUUCAUCAUACCAACACGAAACAGGGUGGUAUGUUUACGUUCGAGUACUCAUACAGCAAUGAGAAUUUGGUUGCCGGAGAAACAUUUGAACGGGAAGUUCGUGACAGGUUCAACAAUCUCGCGAUGUUCAAGAUCAUCUACCCAUGUACCCCUUAUCUGUUAACCGGUGGCAAGCUCUUGUUUUCUAAUGGUAGUUACGACUCCUGGGCUGUGAGGAUGG